Molecule: messenger RNA, 306 nt
Organism: Rodentolepis nana
Lineage: Eukaryota; Metazoa; Platyhelminthes; Cestoda; Cyclophyllidea; Hymenolepididae
Source: the annotation of a GenBank genome assembly
CCACUGGCGAAAGGAAACAUUGAUAAAAAAAUGCUUAUUUACUUUCUCUCUUUUGCACCCGACUAUUUACUUAAUAAUAAUAGCAUUUCUUCACUAAACAACCGCCUUUGUUAUUCUUUUUCUUCAAAGGUUAUCUUGAACCGGGAUACCAACGCUCAGUGUGACCCUAACCUACUUCCCCAGCCCAAUCAUGUUAUGUUGAAUCACAUGUACGCCCUUUCCAUCAAGGACGGAGUGAUUGUCUUGUCAGCAAUAUCAAGGUAUCGUCAAAAGUUUGUCUCAACGGUUCUCUACAAACCCAUAUAA